This is a messenger RNA of Lineus longissimus, 3027 nucleotides long. RefSeq names its product cyclin-J-like. The record is from RefSeq and is a predicted model, not a curated record. Gene Ontology annotation, cellular component: cyclin-dependent protein kinase holoenzyme complex; cytoplasm; nucleus. The transcript has 4 exons. The coding region runs from base 558 to 1448 and encodes 296 amino acids. Gene Ontology annotation, biological process: mitotic cell cycle phase transition; regulation of cyclin-dependent protein serine/threonine kinase activity. Gene Ontology annotation, molecular function: cyclin-dependent protein serine/threonine kinase regulator activity. NCBI's taxonomy places the organism in Eukaryota, Metazoa, Nemertea, Pilidiophora, Heteronemertea, Lineidae.
UCCUUGAAUGAGGAUAUAAUGACAAAUUUAGUCAUUGUCAUCUACUUGUGAACCAGUUACUGUGCAAAUAUCGUAGUCGGUGUCAAUGCAGACCUAUCCAGCGUUUUCAAAUCUUUCUAAUCAAUGGCUUUAUAAAAUUGAUAUUUGAAACAAUCUUACACAACAAUUUUCAAUUCUAAUGGCUUUGAUUGUUAGACCUGCUAGGUCAUCAGUAAUUGAAUUGUUUUGUGUACCAGCCAAAAAUAUAGAAGUACAAUCAAUAUUCAAUUGUGUUGGACUGUCCUGAUAAAAAAAUAUCAACAUUAUUAAAACAAGUUACAAAUAUGUGUCCCCAUAAGUAAUCCAAUAUUAGGUCGAAACAACAAAGCUGACUGUCAUGUGCCUGAAAGCAACAACUGACUGUCCUCGAUCCCAAAUCCCAGCAUUCAGCAACAACUUGUGACCCAUUCCAACCUCCUAGAAUAUACCAUUCCACUCUCCGAUUGGAUCUAAAUUAGAAUGCCCUAGAUCUAUCCCCAUCAAUUUCACAUCAAAUGAAGCCUGUAGUAUAAUCCUCUAUGUCAACUGUCUUUUCAGAGUUGCAUUUCCAUGGCAACGAGAAAGUGUACUUCCUGUUUAUCAUUAUGAUAAUCUCUGAGUGGUGGCAGGAUCCGUUAUCAGACGACAUCUACGCGACGUUAAAGCACAAAGAGGAAGAGAUACCUCGGUAUCUCGCCCAGUCGCCACAACUUCAUCAGAGGCGAUAUCUCGUUGAUUGGGCGGCAGAGAUUUGCGACCAGUUUUCAUUAUGCUACACGACACGCCACCUAGCGAUUCAUCUGCUGGACUUCUUCAUGGACAACUUCUUCAUCGACCUGGAUAGGAUCUUCUUGGUUGUGUUGGGUUGCAUUCUCGUGGCCAGCAAAUAUGAAGAAAAAGAAGUGGACAUUCCGCGGUGGCCCCAACUCAACAACUAUAUCCACAACAGCACUUUUACCGGGCUGGAAUUUGUCCAAAUGGAGAUCACGCUAUUGACGUUUUUCAAGUGGCAAGUAGGGAUUCCCACCGCUGCCCACUUUACGGACUACUUCUUAAUGAUAUCUCUCAAGGCGAUUAUGGUGCACUGUGAGAGUCCAAACUGGGUGAACCAGAUCCAAUACUUCAUGGCCAAAUAUAUCGAUUACUUUUUGGAGAUAUCAUUACAAGACCAAACCUACAGAAAGUACCGUCCGUCCCUUGUGGCUGCAGCCAGUAUCACAGCAUCAAGAAUCUGCCUCAAUAUUCCACCAUCUUGGCCAAAAGAGAUGGAACAAGCCUCAGGUUAUUUAUGGGAAGAAAUUGAAGAUCCUGUUUGCCGUAUGCUCGAGUCUCAAAAAGUCGACCGAAACAAAGACGAAACGCAGAAGUCGACUCCUCCACCGACAAAAAUGCCUCUCAAGGCCCCAGACUCUGGUUAUCGAUCGACCUAAGCCGUCCCAGGGUGUCCUUCUCUCAUAGAAUUAUGUUGCUUUGAGGAAGAGGAUUUGAGGACAGUUAAGAAAGCCUGAUCAGGCUUUGUACAUGUAGAUACUUUUGUUGUGAACUUCAAGAUUAUCUUGGUAUUCAGUUAUGAAUAGACAAGUAGGUUAUAAUCCUUCUUUGAAGAAAACUAAUCAUGUGAGUGAAAUUAGUCCAAAAUUCUGCUUGUCAGAAAAAAAAUUGUAUUCCGUUCAUCGAACCUGUUUUAUAUUAUUUCAAUUAAGUUUAAUUAUUCUCAGGAAAGGGGUGCUGAUGCAAAGUGGCGGGCUUAUACCUUCCCUUAUAAACAUUGUCUUGUUGAAGUAAUUGUCUCGAAGCCUUAUCUGAGGAUCUCUGCAUCUAGUCAAAUCAAAAGAGAUCAAAGAUCAAAAAUAUGAUGUGUCUGCCCUCCAAGAAAACUUAGGCUUUGGAGGGUCAACCCUGAAAUGUUGUUUUUGAAUCUUUUUCUUUAUGGUGCUCGUGUUUUCUGCUGCCUCAUAGACAUAAGUGCGGAAAACUCCCAGACAUUACAUGUAUCAUUUCCUCUUAUGUUCUAUGAAUAAGUGUAUCUUGUUUAAACCUGUGUUCUCUUCUUGAAAAAUAACUUUUUCAAUGUAUUCUUGCUCAUUCGAUCUGAUUGCCUAAGAUUGGGCUUGUAAUUUGUGCAAUUUUCAUUUGUUCUUGAAACUUUACUUUCACUGUUUGUUGACAACAUAUUAUUUGUUCUUGAAACUUUACUUUCACUGUUUGUUGACAGCAUAUUAUUAACAACAAAGUUACCUGUGCUACUGACUGUAGCUGUGAUGUAUUAUUUUUGUAUUUUUUGUUUCUGCCCAAUAACCAAGAGCCUAACCACAAAGGGAUUGUCUCAUCUACAUGUUGACAAUACUAAAGAUUUGUUAUUAUUUAUAUGAUUUUGAUCUAGUUGAUGUUGUCUGGAUAAAUAUUCUUCAAAUAUGAUUCUCAGGGUGCUGUAUGCCCAUCAUAUCACACUGCCAAACCAAUUCCUUACUUCAUACAUUGUAAAUAACAACCAAAGAAGUCUCCAAUAAAGUUCUGUUCACUCUUAGAAACAUCUCAUCCCUGCGAGAUAUAUCCAGUGAGGGAAAAUUAUGAUGAGUUUUACACUCAACUCCUUGGGACAAGAGCAUCCUUUGGUUACAGCCUUCAGAUGGUCCAAAGAUCAAAUAAGAACCAUAAGUUUAGGUAAAAAUGUAUUGCAAAAUGUGAAGUUCAUUUCUCUUGAAAUAAUGCAAACUAUUCACCACAUAAACAUUCCCACUUAUUCUUAAUCAGUUUGCAUUCUUCAUACAUACCACAACAUUGGGUGCUCUUUGUGUUGUUCACAAGCAUACUGUGUGUGUCUUGUGAAGUAAACUUUGUUUUUGUUUUGCAAAGAUUUAAAUUGUUCAGUCUGUGAAAUAUAAUUUUGAUAAAAAUGUUUCUCAGACACGACACAUUAUUCAGGUUGUUUCAUGUGCUGCACCUGCACAAUCUUGCCAACAAGGUGUACAUUUUGUUUAUUUUUUCAAUAAAUAUUUUCAUAACGUA